CUUCCAUUCCAAGCCCUGGCCAUGGUAGUGCCUCCACAAGAGACAGACAGAGUACCCUCCAACAUCACAACACCUCCAUCUGUCAUCACAAAAUCUGUCUCAGACGGCUUCAAGCAGAGGCUGAGCCCCUUCCAGGGUAACCCACUUGCUGCAGACGGUCCAGACACAGAUCUGCUGCCCCUCUUCUACUUGUACCAGCACCUGGAGUGCAUUGUGGAAGAGACGGAGAGCAAGCUGAAUGAGUUGAGCCAAAGGAUCUCAGCCAUAGAGAAAGCUGAGCUGCAGAAGAAGAAGAUCCCCAAGGAGAAGUUCACCAAAGAGUACAUGAAGGCCAAAGGCCUGAAGGGUGACCCGGGGCAGCCCCUACUUCUGUAGACCAGCUUCUUACCUUGGCCACUCAGCAUUCUAGACUUUAGUACAGCAGACUACCCCAACAGCACCUGCCCUGACAUACAGAGGCUGAUGGUGAGCCAGCAGUAGAUGUUGGGGCAAUAGUUGACAGGCCUGGGACCCGGGCCUUCUCACUCAGGCCCUCGACAGACUCAUAGUGGCCUUCCCCACACAGACAGUCACUGACACGCUGGAAGACAUCAUGGCAGUUAUGUGAGCAGUUACUGUAGAAGCUGGUUCUUCACUUUCUUUCUUCUUCUAAUAACAAAAAGUAAGGUGAGUGUUCUGUCCC
This is a messenger RNA of Salvelinus sp. IW2-2015, 682 nucleotides long. Lineage: Eukaryota; Metazoa; Chordata; Actinopteri; Salmoniformes; Salmonidae. The record is from RefSeq and is a predicted model, not a curated record.